AUGGCUCCAACACUAAGCCCAGAACAAGUCGCAACCAUCAAGGCCACAGUCCCGGUGCUGGCGGCCUACGGCGAGACAAUCACGCGACAGUUCUACAAGAACAUGCUUGCUGCCAAUCCGUCUCUAAAGUCGAUUUUCAACCACACGCACCAGGCAACAGGCCACCAGCCUCGCGCCUUGGCUGGUUCACUCUUCGCUUAUGCCUCUAAUAUUGACGACUUGGGAAAAUUGUCUCCAGCCGUGGAGCUGAUUUGCCACAAACAUGCCUCACUGUACGUUCAGCCAGAUCAAUACAAGAUAGUAGGCAAGCACCUUCUCGAAACGAUGAAAGAAGUGCUGGGCGACGCUGCAACGCCCGAGAUCAUGGAAGCGUGGGGAGUGGCGUAUUGGCAACUCGCCGAAAUCAUGAUUGGGAAAGAGGCGGGAAUGUACGAAGAGACACAUGGCUGGACUGACUGGAAGGAUUUCAAGAUCGUGCGGAAAGAGAAUGAAUCUAUAGAGAUCACAUCUUUCUACCUCGAGCCAGUGGACGCGUCGUUGAAGCUUCCACUGUUCAAACCGGGGCAGUACAUUUCCGUGCAGAUGUUUGUGGACGAGUUGGAAGGCGGUGUGUGGCAGGCGAGACAGUAUAGUCUGAGCGAUGCACCUGGAAAGAAUUAUCUGCGGAUUAGCGUCAAGAGGGAAGAAGGAGUGGAGAUUGGAGACUCAAAGAGCAUGACGCACCCAGGAUAUCUAUCCAACAUUCUGCAUGAUGUGAAGCAGGUUGGAGAUGUGGUUCGGGUAUCGCAUCCAUUUGGAGAUUUUUUCUUCGACGAGAAGGAGAGAGACAAAGAUGCCCCGGUGGCUUUGAUCUCGGCGGGGGUUGGUUUGACUUGUUUGACGAGCAUCUUGAAUAAGCUUGCGGCAGAGAACUCGACACGACCCAUCUCUUGGAUCCACGUCGCUCGCAACUCUGGCACACGGGCGUUCAAAUCGCACAUCGAUGGGCUCGUCGCUUCGAAUAAGAGGAUACAAACAAUUCUCUUCGAUUCUGAGCCCAGCGUAGAUGAGGUCCAGGGGCAGGAUUACAACAUUGAGGGUCGAUUGGAUCUCGACAAGAUCAGCAGUGACGUUCUGUUCACGAAGAACGACAAGGCCCAAUAUUUCGUCUGUGGUCCGACCCAAUUCAUGUUGGAUGUAGAGGCCAAAUUGAAGAGCUUCGGAGUUGUAGGUGAACGAGUGAAGAUGGAAUUGUUUGGUACUGGUGGAGUACCACGCAUCUGA
Molecule: messenger RNA, 1263 nt
Organism: Lindgomyces ingoldianus
Lineage: Eukaryota; Fungi; Ascomycota; Dothideomycetes; Pleosporales; Lindgomycetaceae
Product: globin-like protein
Exons: 1
Coding region: 1-1263 (420 amino acids)
Biological process (GO): nitric oxide catabolic process; cellular response to nitrosative stress
Cellular component (GO): intracellular anatomical structure
Molecular function (GO): heme binding; FAD binding; oxygen binding
Source: RefSeq, a predicted model, not a curated record